AUGGCUACAACCGGAGAGUGCCUAUGUGGCGCCUGCACCUAUUCAUACACCGGAGAUCCAGCCAUCAAGGCACUCUGCCACUGCCAAACCUGCCGCAAAAUCUCCGGCGGGACAAACACAGUCAAUUUCGCCAUCCCCGGCCCAAACUUCACCUUAACGAAGGGCAAGCCCAAAACAUUCGAAACCGAGCACGAGACCGGGAUGAAAAUAACCCUCUUCUUCUGCCCAGAGUGCGGGACUGCCAUGUGGAAGGAAGCUGAUUCGGAUGCCUUCAAGGGCUUGAAACUGGUUCAGGUGGGAACAUUGUCUGAUACAGCGCAGCUGGAGAAGGGGAUGGAUGCUGAGUUGUGGAUUAAGUACAGAGUGCCUUGGUUAGCGGCGGUUGAUGGGGUGGAGCAGAAAAGUCAGUUCUAG
Molecule: messenger RNA, 414 nt
Organism: Aspergillus versicolor CBS 583.65
Lineage: Eukaryota; Fungi; Ascomycota; Eurotiomycetes; Eurotiales; Aspergillaceae
Product: GFA family protein
Exons: 2
Coding region: 1-414 (137 amino acids)
Molecular function (GO): carbon-sulfur lyase activity
Source: RefSeq, a predicted model, not a curated record